Drosophila yakuba is the source of this 2177-nucleotide messenger RNA. RefSeq names its product sodium-dependent nutrient amino acid transporter 1. Bases 176 to 2143 code for a protein of 655 amino acids. Gene Ontology annotation, cellular component: membrane. The record is from RefSeq and is a predicted model, not a curated record. Lineage: Eukaryota; Metazoa; Arthropoda; Insecta; Diptera; Drosophilidae. The transcript is spliced from 6 exons. Gene Ontology annotation, molecular function: L-amino acid transmembrane transporter activity. Gene Ontology annotation, biological process: sodium ion transmembrane transport.
GAGUGACUGAAAAAUAGACGGAAAAUCAAGUUUGAAUAAAUAAAAUUAAGUUUUUGGCCGCGACAGAGAUUUUUCAAGGGAAAAUAAGGCCGAAAAUGCUACAGUUUCUAGAACAUCUGAGAACCCAGUUCUGAACAAAAGAUAACACCGGCAGAAAGUGUAGCAAAACUGCAACAUGGAAACGGCAAUCAACAACAAUAACAACAAUGACAACGGGUACAUGAACCAGGCGUAUGUGGGUUCCCUGAAUGCCUCAACCAUCUCCAUACCAGGGGCAUACAAGCCGAAUGAGUCAUCCAAUGGCAAGAAGCCGGUCUCCGAAGGAUCAGGCCCAGCUCCAGCACCAGGACCUGGCGACAGCCCGCCUGAAGUGGAAGCUGGCCAGCAGGGCAAGAAGCGCGAAAGUUGGAGCAACGACAUCGAGUUCCUUAUGUCCUGCAUCGCACUGAGCGUGGGUCUGGGCAAUGUGUGGAGGUUCCCCUUCACAGCGCUGGAAAACGGAGGAGGUGCCUUCGUGAUACCCUACCUGAUCGUCCUGAUUCUGGUGGGCAAGCCCGUGUACUACUUGGAAAUGCUGCUCGGCCAGUUCUCGAGCCGCGGCAGUGUGAAGGUCUACGACUUUUCACCCAUCAUGAGAGGCAUUGGAUAUGGACAGGUCCUGGCCACAGGCAUCGUUACCACCUACUACGCCACAUUAAUGGCGCUCACCCUGCGCUACUUCGUGGACUCCUUCUUCCCGACCUUGCCGUGGAGCUACUGCCGCGAGGAGUGGGGCGCAGAGUGCCUGGACUCGGGACCGCAGGAGGCCAGCAGAGCCACCAGCUUGGCCGGGUCGGGAGUGCGGACCACCUCGGCGGAGUUCUAUUUCACGAACAUCAUUCUGCGCGAGAAGGCGAGCAUCGAUGAUGGCAUCGGAUAUCCCAGCUGGAGUCUGGCGCUGGCACUGGCAGUGGCCUGGAUCAUCAUCGCAGGGAUUAUGUUCAAAGGCGUGAAGAGCUCGGGCAAGGCCUCCUACUUCCUGGCCCUCUUUCCCUACGUGGUGAUGCUGAUACUCCUGGUGAGGGCACUCAGCUUGCCGGGCGCCUUCGACGGCGUCCUGUACUUCCUGCGGCCCCAGUGGCACAAGCUCCUGGAACCGCAGGUCUGGUACGCCGCCGUCACCCAGGUGUUCUUCUCACUGGCCAUCUGCUUCGGGAACAUCAUCAUGUACGCCUCGUACAACCGCUUCGGCCACAACAUUUACAGGGAUGCCAAUAUCGUGACCACGCUGGACACCUUCACCUCCCUGCUGUCCGGUGUGAUUAUCUUUGGGAUUCUGGGCAACCUGGCGUACGAGAACAACACCACCGACAUCGCUAGUGUGGUCAAUGGAGGUCCGGGCCUGGCUUUCAUAUCCUACCCAGACGCCAUUGCCAAGUUUAAGUGGCUGCCGCAGCUGUUCUCCGUGCUGUUCUUCCUCAUGCUCUUCGUCCUGGGCAUCGGCAGCAACGUGGGCAUGGCCUCCUGCCUGUCCACCGUGAUCAAGGAUCAGUUUGGACACCUCAAGAACUGGACUGUGGUGGUUGGUAUAGCCAUUGUAGGGUACUUUCUGGGCCUUAUGUACGUCACACCGGGCGGCCAGUUCCUGCUCAACCUGGUCGACUACUUUGGAGUCACUUUUGUGGCCCUGGUGCUGGCCAUCUUCGAGCUGGUGACCAUUGCCUGGAUCUACGGGGUGAAGCGACUCUGCCGGGACGUGGAGUUCAUGAUUGGCAUCAAGACCUCGCUGUACUACCGCAUCUGCUGGGCGGUCGUCACUCCUCUGCUAAUGCUCACCAUUCUCAUCUACACCUUGGUGCUGUACGAGCCCCUAAAGUACAAGAAUUACACCUACCAAUCGGGCGUUUACGUCUUCGGGUGGUGCCUCAGUGCCUUCGGCGUGGGUCAGGUGCUCUUCUGGGCCAUUCCCGCCGUGCGGAAGCAGCCCUCGCACUUGGGUCUCUGGGCCCGCAUCCGCAAAGCCUUUGAGCCACUGCCCAACUGGGGACCCAGCGACCCGCAGACCCUCAAGCGGUACCAACUGUUCGUCCAGGAGGGCAACGCCAACGCCCUUUUCCGGCGCAGCAGUAUCUGGCACAAAAUCUAUGACAAUAUCUUCGGUUAGCAUUGAAUUAGCAAUAAAACUAUACACCAUUUAA